AUGCCUGAAUCCAGCCGGACGCUGGGGAGCUGGAACCCAGGGGCAACCUGCAAAGGUCAAACCCUGGGACAAAGGCUCUUUCCUGCAGCAGCUUGUUUACUGUGUGGCUCAGAGCUGUCCAGUUUGUUCCCCGUGAUGGACUGCACCUUCCCCCUCAGCUCUGCCACACAGCACUUGCUGCAGCCAGAUCACUGGAAGAAUCCUCCCCGUGCAAGGUCCCGGUGCCACCGCAGUGAGCACAGCCCGAGCCCCCGUGGCCAGGGCUGCCAGCACAGCCGCCUGGAGCCACUGCAGUGCCGGGAUCUGCUGGUCCAGAACGCGCUCUUCACUGGAGACCUGGUCACGGUGCAGAAGUACUUCACCAGGAGCGCAGCCAUCAAUCUCGUCAUUGAGACCAGGGGGGAUGUGCUGCGCUGGACUAGCAGGAAACGUGGACUGUGGUCUCUGAGCUACGAGCAGGAGCUCACCACACCCCUGCACAUCACGGCCAGCCGGGGCUACACCGACUGCCUGCGGCUCCUGCUGCUCCGGGGCGCUGCCGUCGACUUUGCCCCGGGGGGCAAGACAGCCCUGCACGAGGCUUGUGCAGCCGCCAGCACCGACUGCGUGUGCCUGCUGCUGGGCUCCGGAGCCGACCCCGAGGCUGUCUCUGAGGAUGGCUACAGGCCCCUGCACCUCUGCAAGAGCCCAGACUCCAUCGAGUGUGUCCGGCAGCUGCUGCAGCACGGUGCCAGUGCCAACAGUCGGACAGAGGAGGAGGAUGACACAGCCCUGCACGUGGCAGCACGGCACGGCCUGGCAGAGCACGUCCAGCUGCUUCUGCACCACGGGGCAGAGCUGGAGGCAAAGAACGAGGAGGGACAAACACCACUGAACGCUGCCUGUGCUCAGCAGCACGAGCCCCAGGACAUGGACCGCUACUACCGGGUGUGCCAGCUGCUGGUGGAGAGCGGUGCCAGCAUCAACGCUGCCGACCGGGACAGGCAGCACCCGCUCCACCUGGCCUGCAAGAACGCUAACGCCCAAAUCACAGAGCUGCUGCUGGCCCGGGGGGCAAACGUCAAUGUCAUGAACUACGGAGGCAACACAGCCCUGCACAAUAUCCUGCAAGUGGCUGCUUACAAACGGCAGCAUCGCCCGGAGCUCGUGGUGCGAGCCCUGCUCAACCACGGCGCCGUCCGCAUCUGGCCCGGCUCCCUCCUCAAGGUGCUGCGGUACUGCCACAGCUGCCCCCGUGUCAUCGAGGCCCUGGUGAACAGCUACACCCGCGUGCGCGUCUCCGAGGACUGGGUGGCAGCAGUGCCGGUGGAGGUCGUACAGAAAUACCCACUUUUCUACCAGUCUCUCUUCUCCCUGGAGCACAGACCUCGCUCCUUGCAGCACCUGGCUCGCUGCACCCUCAGGACCCUCCUGGAGGGACGACUGCUUCUGGUCCUGUCCCAGCUGCACCUGCCAAGUGCCCUGCACCAGUUCCUGCUGCUCGGCUUUGAGGAUGUUCUCUACUAAGGGCCGUGGUUCCAGUCCUGCUGUGCUUUUCUGCGAAGAUGUUCCACCCCCACUGAUGCAGUCGGUGCCUUCCCAGCCAUCCCCUUCCCCUCACCCCCUCCUGCCAGGCCACAUCAGCCCUCUGUGCCAAGCCUGUCACUGUGUCCCAGUCAGUCUUGUGCUCUGCCUCAUGCACCUGGUUUGGAGCAUUCUGUUUGUCCAUACUACUCAGGACAGACUCCAGAAUAAGAAAAUGAAGAUAUGGGGAUUAAGGCAUUUUGUGGGACUAGGAGCAAGUACACUGCAUGGAUCAUAGGCUUAGUUGCAGGAUAUAACUCUCCCUAUCCCAAAUCUAAAAACUCUAACCUUUACCAGGCAGCUCUGGUGCCUUGGGCAGUUGUUGGGAUCCUGUCUUUAGUCAAGUUGUUUACAAUCUGUACCCAAAGGUACGGUUGUACCUACCUGGGUACAACUUCUGUUUUGCCUUGAAGACUGUCCUGAGAGCUCACGCAUGUGCUGUGCCAUGGGUGGUGUCAUGUGCACUUUUGGACCUGUGAACCUGCUUGUCAGAGGGAAAUGUGUGGUGGGUGUGGAGCUGCGGGUCCCAAACAACCCCUUUUCGUGGAGGUACAUUGUCUCAGUUACCUGGUUUAGCAGCUUGGGUCAGGACAGCAGUGCUUGUGCAGCACUGAGGACCCCACUGCAGGGUGAGGAGGAACAUUCCCUGAGAACUCUGGAU
Molecule: messenger RNA, 2224 nt
Organism: Neopelma chrysocephalum (saffron-crested tyrant-manakin)
Lineage: Eukaryota; Metazoa; Chordata; Aves; Passeriformes; Pipridae
Gene: ASB10
Product: ankyrin repeat and SOCS box containing 10
Exons: 6
Coding region: 1-1506 (501 amino acids)
Biological process (GO): negative regulation of delayed rectifier potassium channel activity; intracellular signal transduction; neuronal action potential
Cellular component (GO): membrane; axon initial segment; synapse
Molecular function (GO): transmembrane transporter binding
Source: RefSeq, a predicted model, not a curated record